This is a messenger RNA of Perca flavescens (yellow perch), 2243 nucleotides long. Its product is annotated as tripartite motif-containing protein 16-like. The record is from RefSeq and is a predicted model, not a curated record. Gene Ontology annotation, molecular function: protein binding; zinc ion binding. The transcript has a single exon. Bases 446 to 2116 code for a protein of 556 amino acids. Lineage: Eukaryota; Metazoa; Chordata; Actinopteri; Perciformes; Percidae.
ACCCUUGUUUUGUCCUUGGGGUCACAAGGACCCGAAGGACCACACAAGGGUUAAACUUGUGAGAAGAUUAUUAUACAGCAAUUUAAGUUUUUUUAUGACCGUUUAGUUUGAUAACUUCCUGUUGUCAGUCAGGUAUUUUUGAACUGGUAAAGACAAAGUUAACAGACUUUGAAGAAGAUUUAGAGAAAUACAGAACCAUCACCAAAACCUGGGGAGCCAAGAGUAAUUUUACAACUUAAAACGUCAUGUUUUAAGAUGUGGAGCAGGUUUUAACUGAUGAUCAAAGUCCAAAUUCAAAAUGCAGCUCCUCUUCCUGGAAGAUACUAAAGCUUUAUAAUCACUCCCUGUGUUGUAUAAUCUCAAUAAAGCUGAACCUUGGACCCGAAGGACUUGAUAAGGCAGUCACAGAUCAGUCACAGUCAGACAGUCCUCACUAAGAGGUGAAAUGGCACAAAAAGGAGUUCAGCUGGACCGGGAGACCUUCUUUUGUUCCAUCUGUCUGGAUCUACUGAAGGAUCCGGUAACUACUUCCUGUGGACACAACUACUGCAUGAACUGUAUUAAAAGCCACUGGGAUGAAGAGGAUCAUAAGAACAGCCACAGCUGUCCUCAGUGCAGGCAGACAUUCACACCGAGGCCUGUCCUGCUGAAAAACACCAUGUUAGCAGAUUUAGUGGAGGAGCUGAAGAAGACUGGACUCCAAGCUGCUCCUGCUGAUCACUGCUAUGCUGGAGCUGAAGAUGUGGCCUGUGAUUUCUGCACUGGGAGAAAACUAAAAGCCAUCAAGUCCUGUCUGGUGUGUCUGAUGUCUUACUGUGAUCACCACCUCCAGCCUCAUUAUGAUGUGGCUCCGUUAAAGAAACACAAGCUAGUGGAGCCCUCCAAGAAGCUCCAGGAGAACAUCUGCUCUCGUCAUGAUGAGGUGAUGAAGAUUUUCUGUCGUACUGAUCAGCAGCUAAUCUGUUAUCUCUGCUUAAUGGAGGAACAUAAAGGCCACGACACAGUCUCUGCUGCAGCAGAAAGGACUGAGAGGCAGAAAAAGCUUGAGGGGAGUAGACAAAACAUCCAGCAGAGAAUCCAGGACAGAGAGAAAGAUGUGAAGCUGCUUCAACAGCAGGCGGAGGUUAUCAAUGGCUCUGCUGAUAAAGCAGUGGAGGACAGCGAGAAGAUCUUCACUGAGCUGAUCCGUCUCCUGGAGAAAAGAAGCUCUGAUGUGAAGCAGCAGGUCAGAUCCCAGCAGAAAAGUGAAGAGAGUCGAGUCAAAGAGCUUCAGGAGAAGCUGGAGCAGGAGAUCACUGAGCUGAAGAGGAAAGACGCUGAGCUGAAGAAGCUCUCACACACAGAGGAUCACAACCAGUUUCUACACAACUACCCCUCACUGUCACCACUCAGCCAAUCAGCAUCCAGCAUCCAUAUCCAUCCUCUGAGCUGCUUUGAGGACGUGACAGCGGCCGUAUCAGAAGUCAGAGAUAAACUACAGGACGUCCUGAGAGAGAAGAGGACAAACCUCUUACUGACAGGGACUGAGGUGGUUGAUUCACUACCACAAGGAGAACCCAACACCAGAGCUGAUUUCCUAAAAUAUUCACGUGAAAUCACAUUGGACCCAAACACAGCAUACAUACAUCUGUUAUUAUCUGAGGGGAACAGAAAAGCAACAAGAAUGAGACAACAACAGUCUUAUUCUAGUCACCCAGACAGAUUCACUGGAUGUACUCAGGUCCUGAGUAGAGGGAGUCUGACUGGAUGUUGUUACUGGGAGGUGGAGAGGAGAGGAGUAGGAAUUUGUGUAGCAGUCGCAUACAAGAAUAUCAGCAGAGCAGGGAGCUGGUAUGAAUGUGUAUUUGGAUUAAAUGACAAAUCAUGGGCGUUACGUUGCGAAAAAAAUAGUUAUUCAUUUUGGUACAACAAUGUCCGAACUCCCGUCUCAGGUCCUGUGUCCUCCAGAGUAGGAGUGUACCUGGAUCACAGUGCAGGUAUUCUGUCCUUCUACGGUGUCUCUGAAACCAUGACUCUCCUCCACAGAGUCCAGACCACAUUCACUCAGCCUCUCUAUGCUGGUCUGCGGCUUUAUUAUUGUCCUGGAGGCACUGCUGAGUUUUGUAAACUGAAAUAGAAAGAAGUCAUGUAUAGGGUUAAUCUCUGUGUUUUAACUCUUUAACUUAUUUUGUCUCUGUGUUUGUUGCUGAUAGCUGAUUGGUGUGGCAUUUCUUCACUGCAUUAAGAUCGUCUAUCAAUCACAC